Messenger RNA from Penicillium pulvis, 579 nucleotides. Its product is annotated as DNA-directed RNA polymerase III subunit RPC25. The record is from RefSeq and is a predicted model, not a curated record. Lineage: Eukaryota; Fungi; Ascomycota; Eurotiomycetes; Eurotiales; Aspergillaceae. Gene Ontology annotation, biological process: DNA-templated transcription; transcription initiation at RNA polymerase III promoter. The transcript is spliced from 7 exons. Gene Ontology annotation, cellular component: RNA polymerase III complex. The coding region runs from base 1 to 579 and encodes 192 amino acids.
AUGUUCAUUCUUACUACCAUCUCCGAUCUGAUCCAGAUUGCGCCCCAAGACUUCUCCAAGUUCAGUGCAGUGGCCAUUGAAGAUAAUAUUAACGAGAAAUAUGCCAACAAAGUCAUCCAAAAAAUCGGCCUGUGUAUCAGCUUUUAUGAUCUACUUGAGUCCUCAGAUGGCUUGAUUGGCCACGGAACAGGCCUUGUCAACGUUAAUGUCAAAUUUCGGAUGAUUGUCUUCCGCCCUUUCAAGGGCGAGAUCAUGCUGGGAAAGAUUGCCAGCGGUACCGAAUUGGGAAUCAAAAUUGGUGUUGAGUUUUUCAACGACAUCUUAAUCCCGCCUGAGCUGCUUCUUCCUGGGGCCAAAUUUGACUAUGCGGACCAAGUAUGGACCUGGGACAAUGACGACGGCACCACACUAUAUUUCGACGUGGGAGAAGUUGUCCGAUUCCGCAUUGAGACGGAAGAAUGGCACGAUCAGAUUCCCACUGGGCCAGACAGCGAUCAAACCGUCACAGAAAGAAAGGCCCCGUACUCGAUCAUCGGCUCAAUGCAAAUGGGAGGUCUGGGACCCGUGACUUGGUGGUAG